AUAAAAAAACAAAAACAGUUUCAGCUCACACACAAAAACAGACUAUUUCUCUCCCUCUCUCUUUCUGUCUUCUUCCUUCUGCAUUUCAAUGGCGUUUUCUCUACAGUGCUUACUCCCUGCAAUCCCUACAAUUCACUUCAAUUUUUCAUCUUCUUCUUCUUAUUCUUCAAUCACUUCGACUUCUCUCUUCGUCACACCAAUUCGGUCUCCGUACAAUGACCGGAAAUUGCGCCGCGAAUUCCGGUGCACUGCAAUGGUCCAGCAGGCCGUGCAGGGCGCUCCCGCCACCUACGCCAAGGAAAUGGAACGACUCUCAGCUAAAGAAUCGCUUCUCCUUGCUCUUUCCAGGUCUCCCUUUCUUGAAGGUCGAUGGAAUAUCGAGUGGUUUGGGUCUGGUAGCCCGGUAGUAGUUGCUGCUAGAUCUAUAUUUGGGAGAUUUCCUCCAACAUUGGCAAAUUUGUCAAAAAUGGAUAUUAUGAUUAAGGACGGAUAUGGCAAAGUUACAGCUAACUUGAAACUGCUGAACUCGAUAGAGAGUAAAAUUAUUUUUUCCAGCAAGCUGUCUGUUGAGGGACCACUUAGAAUGAAAGAAGAAUAUGUUGAAGGGAUUUUUGAAUCACCAAGAGUAAUUGAAGAAGCAUUACCAGAGCAGCUAAAAGGUGUAUUUAAUCAGGCAGUUAGCACAGUUCAGCAGCUUCCUGGAAGUAUUAGAGAUGUGGUGGACAGCGGGCUAAGAAUUCCUCUUAGUGGAUCUUUCCAGAGGCUGUUCAUGAUUUCUUAUCUUGAUGAAGAGAUACUUGUUCAUUUGGGACAUCACCUAGAUUUGAAAUCACCAUAUAAAAUUUUCGUCCUAUUUGCAUCUCAUUUUGAGUUUUCAACCCAUCCAUUGCCAUCUAUUGUUAAUCAGGUUUACCCUUGCUAUCUCCAUUAGUCUCCCAUGCUUUUCAAGUUAACUGUAAUAUACCUUCACAUUGAUCCCGGUGGUGCUUUUUCUCACAUAGUGGUGUAGAAAAGCUCUUUCAAUCUCUUAUACAUUUUGAUGGGAGUAUUGCGAAUAUACAGUAUACCUACCACCAUCAUGCUAAAUUUUUCAUCCUUGUUAUAGUUACCUCGUCUCCAAAUAAUUUGUUCACCAGACUUAAUUUUUUAUUCUCUACCGAAGAGCUAUACCAGCCAAUUGUCUGAAAACUCGAAGUAGAAUGAGGUCCUAAUGCUGGGACUGUUAUUUUUUUGUUUUACCGUUAUAACGGAUGGCAUCACU
Pistacia vera is the source of this 1261-nucleotide messenger RNA. Its product is annotated as probable plastid-lipid-associated protein 13, chloroplastic. The transcript is spliced from 6 exons. The record is from RefSeq and is a predicted model, not a curated record. Bases 89 to 931 code for a protein of 280 amino acids. Lineage: Eukaryota; Viridiplantae; Streptophyta; Magnoliopsida; Sapindales; Anacardiaceae.